Molecule: messenger RNA, 3488 nt
Organism: Python bivittatus (Burmese python)
Lineage: Eukaryota; Metazoa; Chordata; Lepidosauria; Squamata; Pythonidae
Source: RefSeq, a predicted model, not a curated record
CAAGGGCCAGGAGCCGCCGCUUUCGCCGACCUCGGGCGACGGCCCGGCCAUCUCGGCCGUCAUGUUCACGGCCGGCGUGCUCGGCAACCUGACGGCGCUGGUGCUGCUGCUGCUGGCGCGGCGCCGUCGGCUGGCGCGGCGGGAGCGCCUGGUGCCUUUCCACGUGCUGCUGAUGGCGCUGGUGUUGACAGACCUGCUGGGCACUUGCCUGCUCAGCCCAGUGGUCCUGGCGGCCUACGGGCGAGAGCGCACGCUGAAGGAGCUGGCCGCGGACGGGCGCGUCUGCGACUACUUCGCCUUCUCCAUGAGCUUCUUUGGCCUGGCCACCAUGGGCUGCCUGGGCGCCAUGGCGCUGGAGCGCAGCCUGGCCAUGGGCGCGCCUUACCUGUACGAGCGGCUGCUGAGCGGGCGGCCCCCGGCGCUGCUGCUGGGAGCCCUGCCCGUCCUCUACGCCCUGGCCGCCGCCUUCUGCGCCCUACCGCUGCUGGGCUUCGGCUGCUACGUGGAGUACUGGCCGGGCACGUGGUGCUUCAUCCAGAUGCGCUCGGAGGGCAGAGCAGACGCCUUCGCGCUGCUCUACGCUUCGGUGCUGCUGCUGCUCAUCCUGGCUGUCCUGCUGGGCAACCUGGUCGUCAUGGUCAGCCUCUGCCGCAUGUACCUGAGACGCGCGCACGCCCACCGGUGCUGCGUGUACCUGAGGCGCGCGCACACCCACCGGCCCGCCGCCGCCGCCUGCCGCUGCCCCGCGUUGAGCGCUCAGCAGCGGCCGUGCCGCCAGCCGGAGUCUCCCGGGGAGCGAGCGCCGGGCGCCCGGGGACCGGUCUCCAUGUCCGAGGAGCUGGACCACCUCAUUCUGCUGUCCAUCAUGACCAUCAUCUUCGCCGUGUGCUCCCUGCCUUUUACGAUCCAUGCCUUCAUGAGCAGUUUUACUAAAGACUGCUCAAACAAGGGGGAUCUUCUAGUGAUGCGGUUUCUGUCUGUUAAUUCCAUUGUGAACCCCUGGGCAUUUGUCAUCCUGAGACCUCCCAUCCUCCGGCUGGUGCGAUCCAUACUGUGCUGUCAGAUAUCCUUAAAAUCACAGCCGAAGAGUAGGCAGAGUUUGUCUCUUGCCAAACCAGUGCCCGUGGAACAGAUGGACAAUUGCAGGCAAUAGAACAUGGAUUCAGAGAAGGCAUUCAGGUGCCCAUUUCUAAUGGCUCCUCAGGGAAAAUACAGAACGACUGGAACUGUAGCAUGAACUCACCUCCUGGAGUCACCACUCAGUUACAGCCUCCAUGAUUCUGAGCUGUGUUCUUGUUCAUCAGAGGGAAACCUGAGAGGAAUCUCCAAAUUCACCCAAUCCUAAAUAUUCCCAAUCUGACUGCAAGACGACAACAAUGGGGUCAAGAAGUAGAUUGGAAGGAGCUGUCUUCUGCCAAUCUGGUCAAUGGUUUAUCUUGCUCCAUCUUGUUGCAGUGUUUAAGGAAGCUCAUAAUAUUUCAGGUUGGAAACUUUCCCAGAUCCACCUGCAGGGUGUCCACAGGAGUGGCAAAGAAAGUCAAGAUGGUAUCUGUGAUGGUUUGAUAGCAGCUCCAUCUUUUUUUUAUGAGCAUCACAUCUGCAGAGCUUCUGACGCAUCGUUACAGCCACCAUCUUGACUUAUUUGACCAUAACCCAUGGGCAUCCCUUCCCCUUUCUCUCCAGGAGAGGUGCAACUUCUCCUGGAGAGAAAGAGAACUAAGGAUGCACACCGUGCACAACCUGAAGCCCCAGGGCCACAUGGGACCCCAGAAAACCUUGGAUGCAAAGUUGCCACUGAACUGUACUUUUUACCCCUACUGAAGAGGGAAACAAACUAAAUACUUAACUUAUUAAUUAAGCAACUUAUUUAAUUUAUUCUUAAGUGCAUAUAGUUGAAAUAAAAUAAUGAAACUUUUUUCUUCUGACCCAGCCUAUUUUUUGGGGAAAUGCUCUGUGCUGUACCAUGUAUAGGCCAAGGCUGGCCUUUGGCAUGAAAAGCUAUGCCCCUUGUCAUACAUGUUUGAUAACACUUAGAUUUUUUUUUUUGUUUGUUUGGUCAAGUAAACCUUGGGCUACACUAGGCUGCAGAAAUCCAGAGGCAUACCAGGUGGAACAAAUGAAGUUUUCUGUAUUUCUCUGCUAUCUGGUAGCUUUUUGGAUCUUUUCAUCCCAGAUAUGACAGGCCUUGGGUGUCUGCACAGGGUGAUCAUAAAGUGAAGAUGACAGCGAAGCUCCACCUGUGUUUUAUAUCACGGACGUCAUCUUGACUUUUUGGCCAUACCCUGCAGAGAUCCCUGGUAGCCCUGGCAAAGUUUUCCUGGUAUUCCUUUCAUCUUCACAUUUCUGUUAUAUCUCCCUGUAUGUAAACAGUUCAAAAAUGAAGCCCACUAAAUUCAGUGGGAUUUAUUGCCAAGUAUGUGGGCUUAGCAUUAGAGCCACAGUUAAAUGAUGUGAUUCAGAAAACUCAGUCAGGUCUGUUUUUCUUAAUAGGGAAAGACAAGUUAUCCUAGGUCAUUAAGCCACUGUUGUGGGUUUAUGUGUGUUUUGCCCAGAGUAUACAUAAGCCACCUGCAUAUCAAAUCAAAUAUAAACUAACAUAGAAAAAUUUACUCCAUAAAGGAUUGAUGACAUUAAUGAAAUCAUAGUCAAACAAACCAUCACUAAGUGCAGUGUGGAAACCCAAUCAGAGUUUUUGUGGCACAUAAAAACUGACACAUUUAUUAUAGCGUAAGCAUUUUAUGGACUACAGGCCACCUCAUCAGAUGUAUGAAGUAUUAUAUCAAGCUACAAGUACAUAUAAACUCCUAGUUGAGAGGGGAGAAAUGCAAAUGGCAAGGCUAAUGGAAAUGAAAUCAUACAGAUACUGUUAGUGAUAGUUACUUAUUGGUAUUGGAUAUUUGCAAACAGCUGCAUAGAGACAUACGUGCAUUGGUGAGUUAAUUAACACAAAUAGUGUUUAUUAACUUAUCAAUUAAUAAGUUAAUUGGUGAGUUAAUAAACCAAUUUGUGUUUAUUGGUGGUGGGCUUUUUUUAAAUCAACUCUGCUUUAUUCAAGUCACAGAACAUGGAAUGAGCCAUAUACAGUAUGUGAAAGUAACCAUUAUGUGAGGUAAUGGGAUAACAUUUUUUUAAUAAAAAGUUGUCUGCGCAAUUCUAAUUGUGCCUCAGUUCUGAUCUGUAGAACAUCUGAGUCAGUUUUAUAUACUUCUUUGGAGGAGUGGAAUGUUUAAUAGAACAAUCAUAAAGUCCAGUGUUCUAGCAAAGCGACCACAACAAUCACUGUGUUGUUUUACUUUCUUGGAUUCAGAAAAAUCAAUGGGAAGCCAUUACAGUAAUCUAGGCCACUGCAGCAGCUGAUCUAAAUCUUUCUCUGCAUCAGGGUACAUCAGUAGAUGUUGGAUUCCAUUUUGGGGCAUUUUAAAGUCAUAAAGGCUGGCGGGAUGCCAAAUCAAGUCUCCUUCAAAUCAAGUUUGAUGCCUGGUGACUUC